CGCACAUACACAAUCAAAAGCCCUAACCUUGCUCCCCUGCAACAACGUACACAGCAUACCCUUUUUCCCCUUCCUAACGGCGAUAGAAGUCAGCAGCAUUCAAUCGCACGCACUCCUCCAUGCACGGCGACGGCGCGGUGCUCUCCUCGACGGGCAUCGGCGCUCUCCUCGACGGGCAUCGGCGCGGUGCUCUCCGCAAUCCCUAACAUAGCCACUGCAACAACGCACCCUUUCUCCCCUUGCUAACGGCGACAGCAGUGUUCAAUCGCGGUGCACUCCUCCACGUAUGGCGACGGCGCGGUGCUAUCCUCGACGGGCGACGGCGGUUGGCUCUCCACAUGCCCUAACAUAGCCAUUGCAACAAUGCACAGACCCUUUCUCCCCUUCCUAACGGCGACAACAGCGCUCAAUCGCGGUGCUCUCCUUGACGGGCGUGGGGCUCUCCUUGACAGGUGCGGUGCUCAAUCGCAAGAAACCCCACUCCCUUCUCAUCUCCUUCUCGUUCUUCCUCUGUUCCUUCGUUUCCAGUUAGGGGAUUUGAAGCUGGAAGAGCUCCUGAGCACUCCUCCACCUGGAACAGAUGAAAUUGUUGCAAUUUCUAAGGCAAUUAUAAAGCUGGACAAUGAUGGAUCUUUCUACAUUAAAAACUUUGGCAAGACUUCAAUAUUGGUGAAUAACAAAGAAGUGCAGACUGGUCAGUCUCAAAGACUACACUCCAAUUGUUUGAUCGAGGUAUGAUUCUAUAGCCUGUUAUUUCAGAUUUGGUUAUUCACUACAGAGGCUUCUGCUAAGGUGAUUGAUGGGAAGUCAGUGGCAAAGCAAAUCAGAACUGAGAUAACAGCAGAAGUCUGUAGGAUGAAGAUGCUAUCGAAGUGACUCCUGGGUUGGAGAUAGGAAAGACUCUCCAACUUAUGUGCGCAAGAAGGAGGCUUGUGAAUCUGUGGGAAUCAUUUCUUUUGAAGCUAAUUUCCCCAAGGAUUCCACAGAACAACAAGUGUGAUCCUUCGGUUUAUGGCGUCCUUUACCUUUUUAGAAGAAAUCGUAAUCGAGGAGAGAUCUCCGAAGGAGUUGUUGAACACACAAGGAAGGAGAGCAAGUUGCUGCCUCAUGAUAAAUGUUAAAGAAAUUUUGUUUCAUAUUGAGAAAAACAUGUAUUUCAUUUACUUAAGUUUAUUAUUUAUUUGACUUGUUAACAAGUAUGUUAAUUGACACUUGGAAUACCUUUCUACAUACAUGCAAUAUAUAUUAUUAG
This is a messenger RNA of Arachis ipaensis, 1252 nucleotides long. NCBI's taxonomy places the organism in Eukaryota, Viridiplantae, Streptophyta, Magnoliopsida, Fabales, Fabaceae. The record is from RefSeq and is a predicted model, not a curated record.